AUCCCGGCAAGCUCUACCAGGAACAACCUCUGCAACCAACCACGACAGCAUGGCAUCCAGACGGGCAGUCCUUAGGCUUCUCCAGGCAUCCGUCCGGACGCAACUGCGGCCGGCUCGACCCCUUGCAUCUCUUCCCAGACCGGCCUGGAACACCCAGCAAUGCCUGUCCAUCACCCGGCCAUGGCAAGCCACUGCAGCGCGUCCGUACUCGCAGGCUGCCAGCCAGAGCAAGAUCUGGAGCUUUGAAGACAUCCAAAAGCUCACCCAGGACCCAGAGGCCAACGUCGUCAUAGUCGACACGCGCGAGCCCUCCGAGCUCCAGCAGACGGGCCGCAUACCGGGCGCCGUAAACGUGCCGAUCACGUCCGCGCCGGACAGCUUCCACAUCGCCGACGGCGAGUUCGAGGACCGGUUCGGGUACCAGCGGCCCGGCCGGGACGCCGAGGUGGUCUUCUACUGUAAGGCCGGCGUGCGCAGCCGCGCCGCCGCGGGGCUCGCCCGCGACGCGGGGUGGGCGCAUGUCGGGGAGUAUCCCGGUAGCUGGAUGGACUGGGCGGCCAAGGGCGGGAAGGUGGAGCGGUAGGGGAGGCUGUUUAUUGAGGGUUUGUAAGGGGCGUUUUUUUUUCCAUAGAAAGGAAGAUGCAAUGCCUGUUCUACCCGAAUCGCAGACCGAAACUACAGUACAAUACUAGUGACGUGCAAAACAAGGCGAUGUCCUAUCCGGCCAA
Messenger RNA from Phialemonium atrogriseum, 728 nucleotides. RefSeq names its product Rhodanese-like protein. The coding region runs from base 50 to 583 and encodes 177 amino acids. The record is from RefSeq and is a predicted model, not a curated record. Lineage: Eukaryota; Fungi; Ascomycota; Sordariomycetes; Cephalothecales; Cephalothecaceae. The transcript is spliced from 3 exons. Gene Ontology annotation, molecular function: thiosulfate-cyanide sulfurtransferase activity. Gene Ontology annotation, cellular component: mitochondrion.